Phoenix dactylifera (date palm) is the source of this 1587-nucleotide messenger RNA. The record is from RefSeq and is a predicted model, not a curated record. NCBI's taxonomy places the organism in Eukaryota, Viridiplantae, Streptophyta, Magnoliopsida, Arecales, Arecaceae.
AUGAACGUGAGAAGGGUAGCGGAGUACGUGGGGCGUCCCUUCUCGGAGGAGGAGGAGAAGGAUGGGGUGGUGGAGGAGAUUGUACAACUGUGCAGUUUUGAGAAGCUCAGCAGUAUGGAGAGCCGUAUCGCUGGCAUUGUAGCUGCAGAGAGGGCGAUCCAGUGUCUCGACCAGGAAAACCAACAGCCCCAGAGUCUAAUGGAUUUUUCUCUUCCUUCCAAUCCUCAAGGGAAUCCUCAAGAGGGGAGAGGCGAAGUCUCCACCAAGGAGCACAACGAUCACCUAUCCUCGCUGCCAAGGCAAAGAGGAUUUCUACGUCCCAUCAGAAUGUACAAAGGGUUUUGGGUCACUGAAAGUUUGCUUCCCCGCGUGUUGGCCCUCCAAGAUCACUUCAAGCCUCGUCCCUCCGACCUCAUCCUCGUCACCCAGCCCAAAUCCGGCACCACCUGGCUUAAAGCCCUCUUGUUCGCUAUCAUGAACCGCACCAACUACACCUUUGCUCAACACCCUCUCCUCACCCGCAACCCCCAUGAGUGUGUGCCCUUCUUAGAGAUCCCCUUUCGCAAUCGAUUCUCCGAUCUGGAGGCGAUCCCUCCGCCGAGGCUCCUCGCCACGCACUUGCCUUACUCCAUAUUGGCGUCCUCUGUGGCUGACUGCGGUUGCCGGCUAGUUUAUCUAUGUCGAGACCCCAAGGAUGUGGUGGUCUCGCUGUGGCACUUCGCGCGUAAGGACAGGCCCGACAUGCGUCUGAGCGAAGCCUUCGAGUCGUUUUGCGAGGGGGUCUCGUUGUCCGGGCCGAUCUGGGAUCAUAUCCUCGAGUACUGGAGGGAGAGCCUGAGGAGGUCCGAGAAGGUGCUGUUCUUGAAGUACGAGGAGAUGAUGGCCGAGCCGGUGGGGAACGUGAGAAGGCUUGCGGAAUUCGUGGGGCGUCCCUUCUCGGAGGAGGAGGAGAAGGAUGGGGUGGCGGAGGAGAUUGUACAACUGUGCCGUUUUGAGAAGCUCAGCAGUUCGGAGGUGAAUAAAAAAGGCAUAUACGAAGCAGGGGAGAUAACUCUGCCGCAUGAGUCGUUUUUCAGAAAAGGCCAGGUUGGAGAUUGGACAAAUCAUUUGAGUCGUGAAAUGGGGGAGAAGUUGGACCGAAUUGUCCAAGAGAAGCUGGCUGGAUCCGGUCUGAGCUUCCGAGCAUCGUGAAUUCUCAGAGACGCUUAGCUGUGCCCACUAUGCAUGCAUGCAAAAAAUUCUCCAGCCCGCUGAUGAUGGGGUGGCAGCUCAAUAUUUAUCUCUGUUUCAUGUAUCCCAUCUAAAGCAAGCUGUGCUUCCCUUCUGUACGUGUGCAGCCAUCUUCUUACUUAUUCAAGAUGCCUUUUCAUGCAGCAAGGAUCGUCUAGUUUGAGAUUAAUAUUUAAUAUGAAUCUUAAAAUAAGUUAUUAAACUAGCUAGUUCUCAAACUGAUGUGGUGAAUGGUUGCAAUGAUUUGUUGGGGGUAGGCAUGAGUGACGGACGUACAGGAGGUUGUGCCAUUCAUUGGUGCAGUAUGAUUGGAAAUCUGUCUGGUGGGUAACUAGUUUGAGCUAUGCUUGGAACGGA